AUGGAAGGUUUAGAAGAUGCUUCAGCAAUUGUAGAACCUCCUGACCCAGACAUUCUUGAAAUCGACCCAACUUGUCGAUAUAUUCGGUACAAAGAAGUGAUAGGAAAAGGCGCAUUCAAGACAGUAUAUAAAGGAUUCGAUGAAGUAGAUGGGAUUGAAGUUGCGUGGAACCAAGUAAAGAUCGAUGAGCUUUUGCAAUCACCAGACUGCCUAGAGAGGCUAUAUUCAGAAGUGCGGCUUCUGAAAUCAUUGAAGCACCACAACAUUCUAAGGUUUUACAACUCGUGGAUCGAUGACAAGAACAAAACCGUUAACAUAAUCACCGAACUGUUCACUUCAGGAAGUCUCCGCCAGUACCGUAAGAAACAUAGAAAAGUGAACAUGAAGGCUGUGAAAUGUUGGGCGAGACAGAUUCUAACGGGGUUGAAAUAUCUUCACAGUCAAGAACCGCCGAUAAUUCACCGAGACAUUAAAUGCGAUAACAUUUUCAUCAACGGUAAUCAUGGAGAGGUGAAGAUAGGAGAUCUUGGUUUAGCUACUGUCAUGGAGCAAGCUAACGCCACAAGUGUGAUUGGAACUCCAGAGUUUAUGGCACCAGAGCUUUACGAUGAGAACUACAACGAGCUCGCUGAUAUAUACUCGUUUGGGAUGUGUAUGUUGGAAAUGGUUACAUUUGAUUAUCCUUAUUGUGAAUGUACAAACUCCGCUCAGAUCUUCAAGAAAGUUUUAUCCGGUAUAAAACCAGCUUCACUAUGUAAGGUUAAAGAUCCAGAAGUAAUGCAAUUCAUCGAUAAAUGUCUAUUGCCAGCUUCGGAAAGAUUAUCAGCAAAGGAGCUUCUGAUGGAUUCUUUUCUCCAAGUGAACGGUUUAACUCCUUUACCGCUUCCGGACAUUGUAAUGCCGAAAGAAGGUGCGUUCGGAGAACGUUGUCUAAUGUCCGAAGGACCGGCUACUGCUCGAAACCGACCAUUGUCGACCGAUCUUGAUGAGGACGAUAACCUUCCUAUUGUUACUUCAAGCAGCAACGAUUCAGGAUCAAAGUGUGUUGAGGUGAGACGUGCAAAGCGGGGCAACUUCUUUGUCCUUAAAGGUGAAGAGAACGACGAAAACUCUGUUUCGAUAAUUCUUCGUAUAGUCGACGAAAACGGACGUGUGAGGAACAUUCAUUUCUUGUUCUAUCAAGAAGGCGACACAGCUUCCAAGGUGUCGAGCGAAAUGGUCGAACAGCUCGAGCUGACGGAUCAGAACGUUACCUUUAUAGCGGAACUGAUCGACAUGUUGCUCGUCAAUCUGAUACCGAGUUGGAAAACUGAUGUAUCUAUCGAUCAUCUUAUUCAUCCGCAGCAACGGAGCCAGAUCUCUAAGGAUCAUCAUCAUCAAAAUGGUGACUGUGUUCCUCAGUCUUUGUCCUCGGAUUAUUUCCAACGAUCCGAUGAUGAGGCAAACAUAGCUGGUGCAACAACAGGAGAUCAAGAAGCAGAGAAAGCAGGAAGCUUGGAGGAAGAAGAAGAUGAGGGGUUAAGAGUGGAGUUAGAGGAGAUAGAAGAACGGUUUAGAGAAGAGAUGAAAGAGAUAACGAAGAAAAGAGAAGAGGCAAAAUCCGAGACGAGAAAGAGACAUUUUGAGAAGAAGAAUGUGCUUCAAGUUGAGUGA
Molecule: messenger RNA, 1653 nt
Organism: Microthlaspi erraticum
Lineage: Eukaryota; Viridiplantae; Streptophyta; Magnoliopsida; Brassicales; Brassicaceae
Source: the annotation of a GenBank genome assembly